ACGCUUGUACCGUUGCAGCCUGAAAAAGACCGCUGAUCAAAGUGCCAUUUGUUCUUGGUCUCGUUGAGCUAAAACUGAUAAAACAUGACCUUAAUACUGUUCGUCGCAACAGUCGUUAUCUCUUCCUUUCUUUUUAUUGGGGCGCAAGAAGCGAAUGACUGUACUGACCCGAGAGGCCGUUUAGCAUGGAAGGCAUUGCAGUCUGCAGAUGAAGGGCACAUGCUGUACACCAGCUUUGAUGCGUCUGUGAUUGUGUGCACUUACGUAACGCAGAAUAGUGAAGACAGCAGUACAAUGUCCGUACGUGGGAACUUCAUAUACCAAAUCAACGACCUUCCUCUCGUCUACAAUGAUCCCAUCACCACGAAAGUUGAAAACUGCGAGGGCCUCGUAGCGGUAUAUAAUGAGACAAGUGGAGAAAAGGUAUCACAGUCCGUGAUAUUGUACUCAGAUUUUGGCACCUGCACCAUCUUCUUUAAUAUAGAGCAACAAGAAUGCCAGCUGUGGGCGUACAGAAACGCUUCGAAUGAUGUUGUCCAGGGAUGCCUUGGUAUUUACAAGACGAUAUGCGAAGGAGAAAUAUACGAGGUGUACAAUUCAACAUGCCUGACGUAAAGAGACUUAAUAUAUAUAUAUAUAUAU
Molecule: messenger RNA, 642 nt
Organism: Ixodes scapularis (black-legged tick)
Lineage: Eukaryota; Metazoa; Arthropoda; Arachnida; Ixodida; Ixodidae
Exons: 5
Coding region: 85-615 (176 amino acids)
Biological process (GO): symbiont-mediated perturbation of host defenses
Molecular function (GO): amine binding
Source: RefSeq, a predicted model, not a curated record